AAAACACGUCAGACUAUCAGUUUAGGUUUGACUAUUGUUAAUACAUAAUUAGUUUUUGUUGAUUAAAAACACAACAAUACGGGAGCAGUUUUGAAAGAUUUCUAAGCAAAAUGUUCAGACUGUUACUUUUCACCUUGGCUUUGGUUAACUUAAAUGAGGCUUCCUUGUCGAAUUUGCAUUUGGUGGUACCCGACGAUUCCUACACGGUUCUGAGCAGUGGCAAAUUAUCAGCAUCCUCGUUGCGUGGCAGCAGUUCGGUAUCACUGUCGAAUGCAAUUUCCGCCGAAGACACCUCCAACAGUGUGGAAAAUGAAGAACAGGCCUCAGAGGAAGCCUCUGCCGCACCAUCAGCCGCUGUUUCAGCACCAUCACCCGCUCCUGCCUCCGGAGCACCAGCACAACCAACAAGUGCCCCAGCCGCUGCCUCGCCGGCUGGUGUAAAUCGUGCUCGACCAAGUUCCAAUUUGUCUGGUCUCUCAUCGGUUAGUUUGUCUCGGCCCUCCGUUUUGGUAUCUUCUUCCACAACGGCUCAAGCAUCGGCCUCAUCUCCCUUGGUCUCGGCCCGAUCAUCGACCACCAUACAACAUCGCAUCUUGCCUGCCGAGACAAUUCCCCUCCCCAUUACCAUCUCCCAGCGGCCUGGUUUGCGUACCGUCAUUGCACCCGAAACCAUAACCAUUCAACAGCCCAUCAUUGCCCGAGUGGGCGAGGUUGUACAACAAAUUCCCACCGCUGUAUCCCACCAACGUCAAACUGUGGUUCACAAACACGCCCGGGUGGUAACACCCAUUGUGGCACCCGCUGUUCGUACCCUCACAUCUCAAAUUGUCCGAGCCUAUCACACUCCCUUGGUCUAUGCUCCCCAAGUGACCACAAACUGAAACGGGGUCACCUUCAACCACUCUCAUCUCAAGCGCUUAGAACAUUUUUAGAGAGCAAAUCGUAAAUUUUGACAAAUUCAUUUUCAUUCCACAAUUUUGGUUUUAUUUUUCUUCUUCACUAAGACUAAGUUUUUCAUUUUCGUACUUUUACUGAAAACCCCAUUUUCUUUGGCUGCCAUAGACAUAAAUGUUAAGAAAACUCAAUGAAAUUCAUUUUUUUAUACACUUUUCGGCUAUGUAUGUAAUUGGCUUAGUAUUUAGAUGAAUAAAAAAAAGAUUGUAUUAUCAGCAGAA
Molecule: messenger RNA, 1175 nt
Organism: Musca domestica (house fly)
Lineage: Eukaryota; Metazoa; Arthropoda; Insecta; Diptera; Muscidae
Gene: retinin
Product: mucin-7
Exons: 2
Coding region: 111-881 (256 amino acids)
Source: RefSeq, a predicted model, not a curated record